This is a messenger RNA of Morone saxatilis (striped sea-bass), 3230 nucleotides long. It is a transcript of the gene fdft1, whose product is annotated as farnesyl-diphosphate farnesyltransferase 1. Gene Ontology annotation, biological process: cholesterol biosynthetic process; farnesyl diphosphate metabolic process. Gene Ontology annotation, molecular function: squalene synthase [NAD(P)H] activity. The record is from RefSeq and is a predicted model, not a curated record. Lineage: Eukaryota; Metazoa; Chordata; Actinopteri; Moronidae. Bases 60 to 1514 code for a protein of 484 amino acids. Gene Ontology annotation, cellular component: endoplasmic reticulum membrane. The transcript has 7 exons.
AGACGUCCUCCUAAAAGUUGUUUCCCCUCGCUCGACCUCUCCGCUCGCGUGUCCUCUACAUGGACUGCGUGUUUCAAACGUCGACAUGGACGGGGUCGGAUUAUAGCUGCAGGGUUCGGUCGUGCUGUCAGGUUAUUCGUAUGGCCGGAGCUUGUUGCAAGUGUCCGGUCUCUCUGUCCGUGUUCAAGCGCUCUCUCUCGGUGGCUCCGCGGGGCUGCGGAUCCGCUCCUCGGUCCCUCCUUCUGGGCUGGAGGCUUGGGGAGCGGGGCCUGCAGGAGGCCGCCCGACCCUCCAGCGCCCUCAGACCCGCAGGCUUUUACCGACACACCACCUUCCUCUGUCUCUCCUGCCAGGAGUCCAUGAGUGAGAGUCUGCGGACCUGCUACCUGUACCUGAACCAGACCAGCCGGAGUUUUGCAGCUGUGAUUCAAGCGCUGGACGGGGAGUUGAGACAUGCAGUUUGUAUUUUCUACCUGGUACUGCGAGCGCUGGACACAGUGGAGGACGACAUGAGCAUUCCUCUGGAUAAGAAGGUCCCCAUGCUGAACGAUUUCCACACCUACCUGUACCAGGACGAGUGGUGCUUCACUGAGAGCCAGGAGAAAGACCGGCAGGUUCUGGAGGAUUUCCCCACGAUAUCCUUGGAAUUCAGAAACCUCGCUCAGGAGUACAGAGACGUCAUCUCAGACAUCUGCCACCGUAUGGGAGUGGGAAUGGCUGAAUUCCUGGAAAAGAAAGUGGGAUCCAUGAAGGAGUGGGACCUGUAUUGCCACUUUGUGGCCGGGCUUGUCGGUAUCGGUCUGUCUCAGCUGUUCUCUGCGUCCAAGCUGGAGGACCCCGAGGUGGGCCGGGACACGGAGCUGGCCAACUCCAUGGGCCUGUUCCUCCAGAAGACUAACAUCAUCCGAGACUAUCUAGAGGACACACAAGAGGGACGUGCCUUCUGGCCACAAGAGGCUUGGAGUCAGUUUGCCGGUCGUCUGGAGGACUUGGCCCAGCCAGAGAAGCUGGAGUCGGCUCUCUCCUGUCUCAACCUGCUCGUCACCGAUGCUCUGCGACACGUCCCGGAUGUUAUCGCCUACCUGUCCCGCCUGCGCAACCAGAGCGUCUUCAAUUUCUGUGCCAUUCCACAGGUGAUGGCUAUAGCUACACUAUCGACAUGCUACAACAACCCCAUGGUGUUCCAGGGAGUAGUGAAGAUCAGAAAGGGACAGGCGGUCACACUCAUGAUGGAAGCCACCAACAUGAGAGCAGUGCAAACCAUCAUCGGCCAGUACAGCCAGGAGAUUUUACAGAAGGUCUCCCUCACUGACCCUUCACGGGACAAGACCCUGCACAUCCUGGCUCUGAUCCGAGAGAAGUCCGCCCUGUCACAGUCCAGCCUCCCCUCUAGAACCCACCACCUGUCGCCCAUGUACCUGUCUGCCGCCAUGCUGCUCGCCGCCCUAAGCUGGCAGUACCUCAGCACCACUGCAGCGCAGGCACAGGGCACAGGCGACAUGCAGGGACAGUGAACCCAUUUAAGCUAACCUUUCCUGGGGCCCACAGACUCAGAAAAAGCCUCUCUGCUUGCUCUGGAGGUCCGGUUCUCCUCUGACUAAAGGAAUCUGAAACACUUCUUCCCACUUUACCCUCUUACCCUCUGGCCAUUACAGGACCAUGGACAUAUUUAGACUGUGGAGGGGUUCUGGUAGCAGGUUGAUCUCAUUAGGUUGUUUGAUUGUGAUUUUUAGUCCAUCCUGCAUCUGGAUCAGUUAUUUACACACAGUGUUGUGUGGUUUUAUUCACCAGCAUAAAUGGCAAAUUGAAACAAUUCAGGGCGUUUUGUUGUUUGACGUUUAUGUUGAUUGUGUUCUUUUUUUUGUUUUUAGUUUGAUUUGUUUUAAACAUUUUGACCCUUUGAAUUGAGUGAAAUUAUUCAGCAUAUUUGAAUAUUUCAAGAGAGAAAUUGAUCAAAUUAAUUCAUUAUUUUGUCAUUAAAAUUAAUAAUAACUGUCUUCCUUAAAGUGUGUUAAUAUAGUGAAAUGCACAAUAUGUGACUACCCAUUUCAGGAUUUGAGGGGAACAUUGUCACCAAACUCAAUUAAAGGGGACCUAUUAUUUCCAGCUCUAUUUUUAUUCUAGGACACCACUUGAGUAGCUUUAAUAGUUUCUGGUCUUCCCUCUGGCCUUCGGGCUGCCCUGCUUCAAUUUUUCGUUAUUUACAGUUUCCUGAUGGAUUGAUAGCAGUGAGCUACUUAAGCCGCUAACUGCUGCUAACUGUACCUGCUGUUCAGUAGUUAAUUGUGCAACUAGUAGUCUUAUUAGCUGACUCAGACUGCCCAGACUGGAAGCUCAGAGCACCAGGGGAGUGUUUAACGUUACGUCUCUAGCACAGGAACUUUGAACCGCCUGCGGUGGUGCCUCAAGCUCCAAGUACGUUAGCAGUUAGCAGCAGUUAGCAGUUGGCUACUUUAGCAGUAAGUAAUGCUAAAUGUCCAUCAGUAAACAACGUAAAUCACAGAGUAACCAGAGGACAUCGGAGAGAGAAACAGAAAACAUUGAACUUUCCCUCACAACCAAAAAAGCAUUUUCUGCAAGACAAAAACUUGAUAUGCGGCUAGCUGACAUCAGCCUGUUGCACAGUGGAAAAAAUAGUUUUCGCUCAAUCUGUUUGCUCACAGGGAAUAACUUAACAUAUUAACCUCAUUAUCUGACAUUCUAACAUGAUAUAUAUAUAUAACAGAAAAUAAGGGAAAUCAUAUAAUAGGAAGCAUAAUAGGACCCCUUUAAGUUUGUAUUUGAUUUUGUAGCAAAUUUUCUUUUUUUUUUUUUCCAUGUCUAGCUUACAGGAGAAACUCAAAUGAACUGUUACACCAGUGUACUUUCCAGUAGACACACUGUCUGUUAGCAUAGACGACAGCAUCCACUCACACUUUAUGUCUAUUUUCUAUUUCAACUCUGUGUCCUUAGGAAAAUAAAUAGGACAAAAAGAACAGACAGUGCAAUUUCAAGGUAGUUUUGACUAUUUAAAUGAUUAUGGGAGAGAAAAUGUAAUUUCUAAUACAUUUGAUGUCUGAAAGAAAUGCAUAUUGAGACUGCUAGCUAAAGUGUCCUUAAUGCAGCUUUGGUGAGUAGAAAGGCUAGCACAGAGUAACCUUGUACAGAACCAAAGGAGAGCUACAAACAUUGCUAUGUAAUGUGAAAGUUUGAUUUGUACAUAUUUGAACAAAUAAACAGAUGAAGUAAAA